Messenger RNA from Phanerochaete carnosa HHB-10118-sp, 4705 nucleotides. RefSeq lists its product as uncharacterized. Gene Ontology annotation, molecular function: ribonuclease III activity; RNA binding; protein binding. The transcript has 14 exons. The record is from RefSeq and is a predicted model, not a curated record. NCBI's taxonomy places the organism in Eukaryota, Fungi, Basidiomycota, Agaricomycetes, Polyporales, Phanerochaetaceae. Gene Ontology annotation, biological process: RNA processing. Bases 863 to 4555 code for a protein of 1230 amino acids.
AAACAUGGUUCAUAUGCUCACCUCAAAGUCACGAUCUCGUGUCUCCAUGAGGAAAAUGAUGUCGUGUCGUUCAAUAGCGGCGAAGACUUGGUAAGGCUGUCCCGGGAGUCAUUGGCAUAUGGCCAGCCAUUCCAGUGCUGCCGUCACGCACCUCGACCUUCCAUGGCUUCGCAGCCUUGUUCUUUCCAAGCCGUUGCGACGCCUGUACGGCAGAGGAUAGCGAAGACCAGAUGCCGCUUGCUCGUGAUUUGGUGUGCGGUGAAUCCCCAGACUCAGACGCCUGGCUUGAACGAUGUGAAUCUAGGGAGCGUCGGCUUUCCGUGUCAGACUCUACGCUAGGCAACUCCGGACUUGGUGUUCUGCGCAAUUGUCUGAUCACUUCACGAGGAGCUAGAAUUUCAGCCUCGCGUUCGAUGAAGCCUAACAUGCUGGAAGUUAGACCAACUCUUUGAGUAUGUUCAAAAGACACGCCUGUGGUCGGAAGCCGUGCAGGCAAGCAUAACUCCUGUGGUAACCUAUCCCUGUGCGAUGGACUAGGCGACCGCUCGGGACUGUCGAGACGUGUAGCGAGGGACGACAGGAUGUGGGUAUUAUUGUACAUGUUGAGAGGAAGUUUGGUGGUGUCAUCCCCGUCGCGAGUAAUUAUACAUAUAAGUGAGAAUCCGGCAGCGGCAAAACCACGCCCCUUUGAGUUUGUUGGCCGGGCGGUGCAGGGCUGCACAGGCUCUGCCUACGUUUACAAGUCUUCGCAGCAGCAAACAGGGACCUGGUUCAUAGGGCGCUUAAUGUGCUGUCAGCCUCGUGACGUCGUCCGCUAUUAUCCGAUGCUGCCUAGCGCUGUCUGGCGGUCCCUUCGCUCUCGAUGCCAGAGACUACUGCUGGCCAAGGUGAGAAUUCGACUGGGAGGAGUAAGGGAAAAGGCAAUGUCCGUGCUGCCUCGACUGCCCCCGAAGAUAAUAGUCGUCCUGCCAAAAAACGCCGAACCAACUCAGCGACGCCUGAGGCCGUCACAAUUUACUAUGACACACCCAAGGCCUUCGAGGGGACUCCCUUGUACACUAAACUGCGCGAAUUGGAUGGCGACGGUCAUUUUUUACGCUACUUCAAGUACGCUCGCAAGUUAUAUCUGGAGCUUGGCCCAUGUGCUGCCGAUCUGCUAUGGCGGAGAGUACUACUGGGAAACACUUUCGACGAAAGCUUCAAGGCUUUCCGCCAACUAUUAGAAGACUGGGACUUUGUUCUCCCUAAUAUGAUAUCGACCUCGCCAAGGUACAAUGUCUCGUCACAGUUUGCGAAGCUCGUGGAUGUGCUGCAAUCCUCUGAGACGCACAGCAAUUCAUUUCGCUGCGUCAUAAUGGUAAAACAGUCGGUCACUGCUGUGGUGCUCGCAAUACUUCUGCGUUUACUGGAUGACACGCUGCCGCAUGUACGACCAGUCGCGCUCACUACCUCCGGCACUCUUAGCAGCCCUCAAGACAAUGUAACACUGCUGCAUAGCUUCUCGUCGGGUACGCAUAACUUGUUAAUCACCAAUAAACUCAGUGAGAAGCUGGACUUGUGUCCAGUAACCAAAAUCAUACACUUUAACCUGUUGGAGGAAGGGCCCGCUUCAUUGCUUGCAAGAGCUUUGACAGACAGGAACUCUGCGCUGCAUGUGGUGUACAUGGCCGACCAGAGCAAUGACCUUCAUAAAAACAUCCUCAAACAUUGCGGCAUAACAAAUCAGCAUACACCUGAGGCCUCCGGUACCUCGUCUACCGUUCAAAAUCCGCCGGACACUUCCAUGUUACUCGAUGAAGACAACUCUAUCGAUUUCGUGGAAGAGCCUACAACUGGAAAGAAGAUCAAUGCUGAACUUGCUCCCGUGGCCAUUGAACGAUACCUUGGUUCGCUGCGCGAUAUGUUUUCCGAGGACUGCCGCGCUUCGACCUCCUGGUGCGAACUAGAACCCUUCCAAGACAACAAUCUCGUCUUGCAUCUCUCGCUCCCGGAUACACUGCCCAUUCCGGAGCCACUUCGACGACUCGAGACCCAAAGCCCACAAGGCGCGACAGCUCAGCUGUGCCUUUCUACCUGCAAACAGCUCUUCAAAGCCGGUUUUCUCCGGGACGAGUUCUUCUUCACCCCUCGCGAGGUUGGCGACGUAAUCGUCGCAGGGACGGACGGACACGAAGUGAAGAAGGCAAACCUGAGCGCAAAUACUCGGUGCUACCUGAGAAAAAAGCCGACUUUCUGGACUCGCUCGCUGCAAAACACUUCUGCACGUCUAUAUCCGCUCAUCAUAUCUGUCGGCCCAAUUGAUUCCUUUAGGGACGGUCGUCAUGCUCCUGUGCUGAUUCUAACCCGACUUCCUCUCCCGCAUUUCGAGCAGUUUCCAGUGUUUUCGAACGGACAGAAAGCGUUCGUGCAACUGCAGCAUGGUGCUCCAUUCGAGAUCGAUGAUCAGAAGCAGGAGCUCUUACUUCGAUAUACCCUGCGCAUCGCUCGCGCACUGACGAACAAGCCUCUCGAGUGCGCGAUGGAGGAUAUGCUCUACUACUUCGCACCGCUGGACGGCGCGUGGGAUUCCAAGCCGUCGGACUCAGCCCCCUGGCAGUUUCCAAAAGUAGACUGGCAAAUUCCAUGGCAGCAGAUCGCCGAGGCAGCUGGGUAUUGGGCGAAGAAGCUGGUACCUGAAGAUGGAGUGCUUACCGAAGAGACAGUCCAAGACUGCGUGAUUCAGGAUCGAGCAGUCGAGUUUACAAACAGACAUUACGUCUUGAAAUUGCGACAUGAUCUGUCUCCGCGUAGUAAAAUGAAAGAGGGUUCAGCUGAGGCGGAACCUAUAACUUACCUUGACUACUGCAAGUCUCGCGUCAAGGAAUUCCAAGGUCUGAAGGACGAGAACCAGCCCCUGAUUGAGGUUUCGCUUGUACCUCCGGUAGCGAACAACUUAGCUCCAGCUUCGAAAGACACGUCGACCGUCAAGAAUCCGGCUAGAUUGUUAGUCCCGGAGCUCUGCUACAAAUUCGUCAUUCCAGCUAGCAUCUGGCGGACGGUGUUACUGCUCCCCUCCAUCACCCACAUGAUUGACCGCAUGCUGCUGGUUAAAGAAAUGAGAGUCGCGGUAUUCAAUCAGUCUAUCGGAGAAGGCGACCUUUUUCAGGCUGUGACACCUGUCUCUGCAAAUGUCGAGAAGGACUACGAGCGAUUGGAGCUUCUUGGCGAUGCGCUACUGAAGGACAUUCUAUCCACCUAUUUUUUUGCUACGAUGCCCACGAAGCGAGAGGGAGCUCUCAGUUCCGCCCGCGGACAAGUAGUCAGCAACAAAAUGCUUCAUCAGAAUGCUAUGGCGGCUGGCAUGCCACCAUGGAUCCAGAGCAAGCCCUUGGUAGUCAAACUCUGGACACCAUAUCUAGUCGCCCGGCAGGACGCUGGAGACGUUGGCACUUCGAACGAUCACCGGCGCGGAAAGCGGCAGAAGCAGCUAGAGGAGCAGGACGUUCAAUGGCUCGGUGAUAAAACUGUUGCAGACGUCGUCGAAGCCGUUGUCGGUGCCGCCUUCCAUCAGGGUGGUACAGACAACGUGUUACGCACAAUGAAGAUCCUCCAAUUCAAUAUGCCUGAAAUUGCUGAACACUCCGAUUUCUGGCGGGUAUAUGCACCGAACGCACCGUCCCACAAGACCUUUUGUGACCUGCCCGUGGGGACAAGUGAAGCGGUGGAGGCGAUUACUGGAUUCAAAUUUCACACACCUGCGAUCUUAGCCGAAGCGUUGACUCAUGGAUCAAUAUCAAACCAGCAUAUGACAAGCUACGAUCGCCUUGAGUUUCUCGGUGACGGAAUAUUGGACUCCAAUAUCGUAUGGUAUAUCUUCAAAGCAUAUCCUAAACUAUCGCCGGGAGGCCUCUCGCUACUGAAGGCUGCGAUGGUCUCCAACUUGACGCUCGCUGCCGUGGCCGUUGAGAGCGGUCUUUACGAGCACGUUCGGUAUUGUUCCAAGGAGAUAAUGUCUGCCGUCAAACUUUAUGUGCAGAAGAUUUUUACCCUUCGCGACCAAGAAUACCGAGAUGCUGAGGCAGAAAGUCGUCUUCCCAAUCAAUUCUGGCUGGAGGUCGAUGCGCCAAAGCCCUUGGCAGACCUUGUAGAGGCUAUCGUUGGAGCGAUCUACGUCUCGGACCGGUUCGGCACUCAAGGGGUUAAGACAUUUUUCCAAAAAGUCCUACGACCCUUCUACGAUAGGCAUAUCCGCUUGCACACCCUUGCGCCACAUCCCGGAACGUCGCUUUUUGAAUUUCUCCAGGCAGAGGGUUGUCAGCAGCAUGCUAUGCGCAAGACGAACCUCGGGAAGGAAGUGCGCAGCGAAGUGGUCAUACACGACAUUGUACUUGCCAGCGCUGCCGAACCGACCUCUAAUCUCUCUGUGCGCAAAGCAGCAUUAGCUGCCCUUGACGCCCUAGCCAGUGAUCCUGGACUCAUUGCGCGUACCUGCGAUUGCAAGACUCAGAAGGUCGGUUCUCAGGGUAAAAAGACGCAGAAGAAGAUGCAACAGCUGGGAUAUGUUGUCGAUUCCUAGGCUCCUUAGGGAGUUGCUCAAGGUCUUGCAGGCAAUAAAACAUCGUUCUAUCUGAAAGUUCCGAGUGCAUUAAUGCAACACUGUCGCGCGCAGGGACAUCGCGGGUGUGAUGUCCCCUUCGUCGCGAAUACCUGACAGCGGCGGAUCCCG